Messenger RNA from Mycena citricolor, 1727 nucleotides. The record is from the annotation of a GenBank genome assembly. Lineage: Eukaryota; Fungi; Basidiomycota; Agaricomycetes; Agaricales; Mycenaceae.
CGGCUCUUCCCCGUCUCGACCACCUUUCUCGCACUCUUUCCUUUCCUUCUUUUCUUUCUCUCUCUUUUUUCUUGUCCUAGUGACAUUGGCUGAAGACUACCAAUAUGUUCACAUCUGUCAAAUCCCUGUAUGAUCGAAUUACACUCACUCCCUUGACGGCGAUUUUCUUCUUGUUCUGUUUCGUCCACUGCUUCGUAGAGGGCUUCAUCCAAGCAUACAUCUACACGACGGACUCCACCGCGUAUGGUGUCACGACAAGCAUCCUUCAGCAAGCGAAGGUUCCGGACAGCGAUUUCAGCAUCCUUCGACGGACUCCUGGCAACGACACCCUCCAGUUAUGCAACAUGGUCCCGACGUACGUUGCAGCGCAGCAAUGCGAACUCAUAUUCGAGACGGGACACCCCAACAUGACAGUUCCCCAGAAUUUCAAUCUUACGAACGGCAACGAGUCGAAGCUGUUCGCGGAUACUGAUUUGAAGAUUUCGGCGACGCCUGACAGUGACGAUUCCGUGCAUGUCACUCUCUUUUCCGGCGAAAGCGUCACUAUGAACCAGAUGUGCACGCUGGUUCUGACAUAUCCUCAUCAAGUGUUGAUGAAUGCUGAGCGUGAGGACAUUGUAUUGGUGGUUACACAAUUCUGGAUAUUGUGUAUUUCCGUCUUUGCGAUUGCAUACACAUCUGUGCCGCAUCUCAUCGCAGCUCUGUGUUUCCGUACCCUCGCCACAGCAUGGUCCAUGUAUAUCAUCUGGCGAACAAACGAUAUAUACAGUCGGUUCACACUUCUGCUGGAGCAUGAGGACAGCCCCUGCCAAGUCAAAGUGGACGAACUGUUUGCAGGAUAUUUCGCGACUCGUAGAAAUCUUCAGCACCUGAAGAUUCCGGAUCUCACUUUGAACACCGUCGCUCUGGCUGUCUCCAUCUAUCUCACUGUCAAACUGAUCAAGAUUUAUGGUCCCAACACGUUCAAUCGCGUCGGCGCUCCAAAGCACAUCAUCCGGAUCUACAACUACUUCCUCGCGGUCUUCGUCUCCUUCCAACUUGCCGCAUUCUUGCUGGUUGCCAUGGUCUGCUUAUGGCUCGAUCAAAUGUUGGACAAAGGCAAUGCUAUUGGAGACUCGACGUUCCACCGUCCGCUGUACAUCGCGCUUUCGAUCUGCACACUCGCGCUAUUGACGCCAUGGAUUGCGAUGGGCUGGUAUUCAGUGCGUCGUGAGUGGAAACGGCUCAUGCUCGGAUUCCUUGGAAUCUCUGCCAUUAUAUUCGCUUCGUGGAUAUUGAUGGCGAAGUCUUGGAGCUUUGCUUUCACCUUCGUCAACUGGCCAUUCUUUGCCUGCCUAAUCGUUGCUUCGACAUUGUCUCUGUUAUCGACUAUCGUGUUUGGCGUUCUCUCUUUGCUCCAUUUCGGCAAGGGCCUGGCUCAUUACCUCUAUGUCGAUCAAGUGCUCGCCAAAGCAGGCUUCGAAGAAGACGUGUUCGAGAAAGACGUUUCUGCAAAGGAAAAGGAGUGGGAUGAGCUUGACAUGUCUGACAUGCCAACCUACACGCUCAACUUCACAACCCAAAUUCAAAACCGGGAUGUCGAGAAAUAAGGUGGCGUAUCACUGAACGGCUUCUGGGAUAACGGACCUCUUCGAAACCUGGCGUUUGUGUACUGCUUAGAAAUGUAUAUAUUCCAUGUUCUCAGGGUGGAUUGAUGAAUGGCGAUCAACUGCUUCGUCUAAUCUAAU